AAGCAUACAUAAGUAUUUUUGAGAGAUAAACACAAUAUGAAACGAUUACUACAAUUGAACAAUCAUUUGCUGAGUAUAUCAAAUGGCAAUGAUUAUGCUCGUUUUAUUAUUAUAAACUAGUUAUUUCACUUCUUCUCGGAAAAUAUUGUCAUAUUUUUUUCUUUUUUAAGUUGGUUAAGUUGGUUUGGCUGAGUCAUCAGUUUAUUUUUUUAAUUUAUUUUUUCUUGUAAUUUUUAGUUUCUUUCCCAAGUUGUGUGUUUGUUUUUUAUCCUGUGUUUUAAAGCGUAUUUAUUUUCUUUCAUAGUUUUUUUCAUAGUUUGUUUACUUUGUACACAUUUUUGCUUGAGUAUAUUUUCACUCUAUGAACUAUUUAUUUCUAACAAAUUUAUGUAAAGGUUUUUACUUGCUAGCAAUUGUUACUUUAGUCCUUUUUAGAGCUUAAAGACAAAAUAAAAAAGCAAAAGAUUUUAUUGGAUAGUUUGCAACAUUCUCAUUUAUAAACGUUAGCACAAGAUAUUGAAAGAAGACAAAGUCAUCAUGGUAGUUAUUCAAAAAACACUUUUGCUUUUAAUGUUGGUUGGUUCUGUGCAAGUGUCUAUUCAGUCAUCAUGCGAAAUGGAAUUUUAUGAGCAAGAGGUGAAUGGAAUAAUAUACUGCCAUAAAAAAUGCCCCAUAUGCGAUCCUGGAUUCGAACCCAUAACUCCUUGUUUUGGUGUUAUCCACAAACUGAACAUUACAAUUGGAUGUCAACCGUGUAAGGACGAUAUGUACAAAGAAGGAAAUGGGAGCCACUCGUGUCGGACAUGUGAUCAUACUUGUCCAGGAAACCUUGUUCUUACAACAUCUUGCAAUUCCACUACGGCACGGAGAUGCGACUGUAAACCCGGGAACUUUUUUUACCAGUCACUUGGUUGUGUGUCCUGUUGUGAGAAAUUGUCACUACUUCCACAUGAAAAAGACAAAUGUAAAGAUUUUAUACAGACGUGUCGCACAGACAUUCCAAUGCCACAUCUGUCAACUACACAUCUCACAAGUACACUAGAGUUGCCAUCACCAGCUACCACAAGCAACCCAUCAACAUCUAAUACAGCCCUUCAUACAACAACUGAUUCAGGUCCUUCUCCAACUCAUCCUUUUACAACCAUUCUUUCCUCCAAAAAUGUACCAACAAAGAAGAAGAAGAAGGAGAAGGAUGAUAUAACCUUUUUAAUCGUCAUAGGAAUACUUGUAUUAUUUAAAGUUGUUUUGCUCUUGGGGCUCUUGAUUUGUAUUUAUAAAAGACGAGUGAGGAAAUCAAAAAAACAAGAUCAGAUAAACUUAAUUGAACUCGGACACGUACCUGCAACAAACGAAUCUUAUGCAAACACUGUUUCAGACGUUGGUGAGCCUAUUGCACCAUUACUUCCAUUAGUUGAGAGUAGAGAGCAACCAAUCGCAAGACUACCGUCGGUAUCUGCAGAUUCAUCAAUGCAGUACCAAGACAGUGGCCAAUACGUCACGUUAAAAGAUAUUCGAAAAGAUAAUGACAACUGGUCACGUGCUGGUGAAAGAAGGAAAGAUUGGGGAACAGAUGACAGUGCUAUGACGGAUGAUGACUCGUUGAGUACCACUUCAUUGGUAGAAGUGCACCAAGCGGAAAUAAAAAACAAUAAUACAGAUUUUUUACCCGUGCCAUCUCUACCCAUGCUUACUUCUCCCCUUAUUCAGAUUAAUUCGCCAGUUAUUAACAUAAAUUACAAUGCAAGUAAUCCGCCAUGUGCUUAUAAGAAGGACGAGAUUUCCAAAUCCGGCCUAAACAAACUUGCUGAACCACAUCUAAACAAUGAAGAGUUGCGAUUGACCAUACGAAAAAAAUUGGUGGAGGCAAAUCCAUCUUGCGAUUGCGGCAAAGACUUUCCAGACUGCAAUUUGUUCUCCAAUCCGGACGUUCCGUCAACAAAUGAUUUGGUAACUCUUGCGGAAAAAAACCAAAGUGAAGAGCAAAUGGAUGGAUUAACAAGCAGCUUCCAAAGUUUGGUGCUUCCUGAUUCAUUUCACAAGCCCAAAGAUUUCCGGACGUUGUUGAGACAAAUCAGUACAAAUAUACCAGAAUUUACCAUCAGAAGUUUUGUGUACUGGUUUAGAUUGGAAGGACGGAAUGACGUUAUAACUUCGUUUCAUAACAAGUACCAUGUAAGCCACGAGGAUGGCUAGACUGGUUUACAUAGUACUUUAACGCAUUUACUUUAACAGUAAUUUCUGGUUACCUAAAUGCCUCUUGCACAAUAGACCGCACACAUGGGCAGUUUAGCUGGACAGAGAAUUUGUGUCGGGUUUAUUGUGGAAUUGCCGUUAAAAGUAGAUAGCUAAUUAUAUGGAAAAAAAUUUAUCCCCCUUUUCUAAAGUGGGCUGGAAUUUUGCAUAGGAAAUGUAAUUUCCAUAAUGGCUUUUGUAUAUUAAAGCACAUCUAAUUUUUUGCUAAAAUUUUUUUUGUAUUAUUUUAAAUAUCUUAGUUUGUGCCAAAGAGAUAGACAAUAUUACAUUUU
Molecule: messenger RNA, 2525 nt
Organism: Hydractinia symbiolongicarpus
Lineage: Eukaryota; Metazoa; Cnidaria; Hydrozoa; Anthoathecata; Hydractiniidae
Exons: 11
Coding region: 538-2193 (551 amino acids)
Source: RefSeq, a predicted model, not a curated record